AUGCCUCAUACAUUCUCAUCCUUCAGUGAUCCCAUACCCCGUAACAAGCUCACGAAAGUUCAACGAAGCAAAAUGGCUGCUCCCAAGUCUCGACUUAUCCUUGGUCUCAUGACCUUUUACCAGACUCCGACCACCAGUGGCAGAGUCACCGACUUGGACACCUUCCAAAAGGCACUGGACCUUUUGCAGGCUCGCGGAUACAAUGAGAUUGACACGGCGCGAAUGUAUGGCGAGGGGACCCAAGAAGGCUUCACAGGCCAGACAAGCUGGAAGAAGAAUGGCUUCACUUUGGCGACCAAGGUCAUUUAUCCUAGAAAUUACGGCGACAACACAGCAGACAAGGUUGUCGCAUCCGUCGAGAAGAGCUUGAAGGAGCUGGGAACCGACAAAGUUGAUAUUCUGUACCUUCACAAGCCAGACCGCGCAACACCCUUUGCUGAGACGCUUGAGGCAGUGGACAAGCUUCACAAGGCUGGCAAAUUCAACAAGCUCGGUCUCAGUAACUUUACGGCUUUCGAAGUAGCCGAGGUCGUGCUGACAUGCAAGUACAACGGCUGGGUUCGCCCUUCGGUUUUCCAGGCCAUGUACAACGCCAUUACUCGAAACAUUGAGCCCGAGCUGGUCGUGGCCUGCCGUCGCUACGGCCUCGACAUCGUCGUGUACAACCCUCUUGCUGCUGGCCUCUUUUCUGGAAAGAUCAAGUCCAAGGAUUUCGUUCCCGACACUGGACGUCACGCUGGCAACACGCCCAUGGGAGCAAUCUCUCGAGGUAGAUACUUCCGAGACAGCACAUUUGAGGCGCUGCGCAUCGUCGAGGAGGCUGCUGAAAAGACAGGCUUGACGUUGAUUGAGGUGGCCAUGCGAUGGCUCGUCCACCACUCGGCGCUCAAGAUCAAGGACGGAAACGAUGGCAUCAUUAUUGGCGUUUCGAGCUUGGCGCAGCUGGAGAACAAUAUUGAUAACUUUGAAAAGGGCCCCCUGCCCGAGGAGGUGGUGCAGGCGCUGGACCAGGCCUGGCUGCUCUGCAAGGCCGAGUCCGUCAACUACUGGCACGGCGACUUGGAGUACAAGUAUGAUCCUCAGCAGGUGCUGUUUGGACAAGGAGCGAAAUAA
Molecule: messenger RNA, 1113 nt
Organism: Trichoderma gamsii
Lineage: Eukaryota; Fungi; Ascomycota; Sordariomycetes; Hypocreales; Hypocreaceae
Product: aldo/keto reductase
Exons: 2
Coding region: 1-1113 (370 amino acids)
Molecular function (GO): oxidoreductase activity
Source: RefSeq, a predicted model, not a curated record